GAAACAACAAUGGACGAAGAAACAACCAUGGAAGUGCACCGAGUUGUCCCACCACCCCACAAGAGCAACCUACAUAAAUUCAGGGCCAAGUUUAAGGAAACAUUUUUCCCUGAAGAUCCUCUGCGCCAAUUUAAGGGACAACCUCCUAAGAAAAAACUAAUCCUCGGAGCACAAUAUUUGUUCCCUGUGGUUCAAUGGCUUCCUACUUACAGCUUCAAACUCUUUAAAUCUGACCUUAUUUCUGGUUUCACCAUUGCUAGCUUAGCCAUCCCUCAGGGAAUCAGUUAUGCCAAGCUUGCAAGUCUUCCUCCAAUUGUGGGACUCUAUUCUAGUUUUGUUCCCCCACUUGUGUAUGUUGUUCUUGGAAGUUCAAGGGAUCUUGCUGUGGGACCUGUUUCUAUUGCUUCUCUUGUGUUGGGAUCCAUGCUCACACAGGAAGUGUCUCCCACUGCCGAGCCUGAUUUGUUUCUUAAGUUAGCUUUUACUUCAACAUUCUUUGCUGGUCUCUUUCAAGCUGCUCUAGGGAUUCUAAGGUUAGGAUUCAUCAUUGAUUUUCUAUCCAAGGCAAUUCUUCUUGGAUUCAUGGCUGGAGCUGCUGUAAUUGUGGCUCUGCAACAGCUCAAGAGCCUCUUUGGCAUCACAAAUUUCACUAAAAAGAUGGCCAUAAUUCCUGUUAUGAGUUCUGUUUUUCAUAAUAUAGACGAGUGGUCAUGGCAAACAAUACUGAUGGGGAUGUGCUUCUUGGUGUUACUAAUGGUAGCAAGACACAUUAGCAUGAGGAAGCCAAAGCUAUUCUGGGUCUCAGCUGGAGCUCCUCUUGUGUCUGUCAUCAUCUCUACCAUCCUUGCAUUUGUAAUCAAGGCUCAACAUCAUGGCAUCAGUGUGAUUGGCAAAUUGCAACAAGGAGUAAAUCCUCCUUCUGCAAAUAUGUUACUCUUUCAAGGAACUCAUCUAGGUCUAGUCAUGAAAACUGGCAUUAUCACUGGCAUUUUAUCCCUCACGGAAGGAAUUGCAGUGGGAAGGACAUUUGCGGGUCUCAGAAACUACAAAAUUGAUGGAAACAAGGAAAUGAUAGCAAUUGGGUUCAUGAAUGUGGUUGGCUCCACCACAUCCUGCUAUGUCACAACAGGAUCUUUCUCUCGCUCAGCUGUGAAUCAUAACGCAGGUGCAAAAACAGCAAUGUCAAACGUAGUAAUGUCUGUGACAGUCUUGCUGACACUCCUGUUUGUGAUGCCAUUAUUUCAAUACACUCCUAAUGUUAUAUUGGGCGCAAUCAUAAUAACAGCAGUGAUUGGCCUCAUUGACAUCCCUGCUGCUUAUCUCAUUUGGAAGAUAGACAAAUUUGAUUUCGUUGUGAUGUUGACUGCAUUCUUUGGUGUGGUUUUCAUCUCUGUCCAGUUCGGCCUUGCUGUUGCAGUAGCCUUGUCAAUUUUGAGGAUCCUCCUGCAAAUUACAAGGCCUAAAACAGUAAUGUUGGGGAACAUACCAGCGACAAACAUAUAUAGAAAUCUUCAUCAUUAUAAGGAAGCUACAAGAACACCUGGUUUUCUUAUUUUAAGUAUAGAGGCUCCCAUCAAUUUUGCAAACAUCACAUAUCUCAAUGAAAGGAUAUUGCGAUGGGUAGAAGAAGAAGAAGCCACCAUCAAGGAAAGAUUAUGCCUUCAAUUUGUGAUUCUGGAAAUGUCAGCUGUGAGCGCUAUAGACACAAGCGGAGUCUCACUUUUCAAGGAGUUGAAAACAGCAUUGAUAUUGAAGAGUGUUGAGCUUGUGUUGGUGAAUCCUCUAGCUGAGGUCAUAGAAAAGCUGAAAAAAGCAGAUGAAGCUAAUGAUUUCAUUCGAGCAGAAUACCUUUUCUUAACAGUUGGAGAGGCUGUAACUUCACUUUCGUUAGCAAUGAAGGGCCAAUCAUCAACCAUGGAAGAAGAGGUACAGACAAUUGUGACUGAGUACUAA
Molecule: messenger RNA, 1953 nt
Organism: Abrus precatorius (Indian licorice)
Lineage: Eukaryota; Viridiplantae; Streptophyta; Magnoliopsida; Fabales; Fabaceae
Product: probable sulfate transporter 3.3
Exons: 13
Coding region: 10-1953 (647 amino acids)
Biological process (GO): transmembrane transport
Cellular component (GO): membrane
Molecular function (GO): secondary active sulfate transmembrane transporter activity
Source: RefSeq, a predicted model, not a curated record